Messenger RNA from Nicotiana attenuata, 1545 nucleotides. Its product is annotated as calpastatin-like. The transcript is spliced from 5 exons. Bases 1 to 1545 code for a protein of 514 amino acids. The record is from RefSeq and is a predicted model, not a curated record. Lineage: Eukaryota; Viridiplantae; Streptophyta; Magnoliopsida; Solanales; Solanaceae.
AUGGCAUUCCCGGAGAGAUGGAACUUUAAUCCUGUCGCUUGGAUGCCCCACGCUAUCCCUGACCUCGAGGACUGGGUCCAAAAGUUAGCUGCGACCUCCUCGUAUGAUGAGCGCAAAUGGCGCAAUUUAUCAAGGGGCAAAUGGGACGCCAAACAUCAUGGCAUUAGAGAUGUCUUCGAAAUGAGGCCACCCCCGCCUGGGGAAAAGACCGAGUCCCUGACUCCGAAAUCGGGGAAAGACAACAAGAGAAAGAGGGAUUUGAAACCCAAAGAUCCCCAGGAUAAGGGGGGCCCUACUCGAAAGCCAAGGAGGAAACUUAUCCAUGUGGACUUGGAUUCAACCAUCCAACAUUUGGAAGAUGAAGAGAAUGAGGGCGAAGAGUUGGCACUGGUGCCCCGGACUAGGAAACCAGUCGAGGCCGCCAAGUCCUCCGAACCUGAGACCUUGCCUCAUGAUGAAAGAACUCCGAAGAAAGACUCGGGCAAAGCCUACGAGUCCGCCAAGAUCGAGAUCAUUCCCCCUCCUUCAACAAGUACGCCGGAGGGGGCAAGUGCCGAGAGGUCCGAAGCUAAUCAGAGAGCUCCGAGUGAGGAGUUUGGGGACGUGACAAUGGGUCAUUCACCUUCUCUACCGUCUUACUCCGAAGAGGUAAUAAAGGACGCUCGGGCUCUGGGAACGCCCGACUCGAGAAAGGUUCUCGAAGAAGAUCUUUUUCGAGAUUGUUUCACCGGGAAUGACGAUGCUGUUGACCUUAAUGAUGCAUCCACCCUCUUCGAAGAGGCCAUCAACAAGUUUAGGUCCGAGCUGAGCCAAUGUGAGGCCAAGCUCAGGAAGGCUUCAGGUGAAGAGAAGGCCUUGAGGCUCCUCUGUAGCCAAAAGGAGGAGGAGCUCAAGGACCUUCGGACUGAAUUGGCCAAAGCUCGGAAAAACGAGGCCGAGCUAGAUCAGCAGCUCCGGGGCGAGGUCAAUCGAGUUAAGGCUGACUGUCACCAAUGGAAAGAGAACAUGGAUCGGCUCGCUGCUGCUAAAGAAGCUAUUCUAGCCCAAUUGGCCUCGGCUGAGACUCAGCUCCGAGGUGUAAAAGUGAAGAAUCUGGCCCAGGCCAAGAAAAUCGAGGAGCUGGAGGCAAGUCUUGCCAAAGCUGGGGCCGAGGUUGUAGAGGCCAAGGCUGAAGUUGAGAAGACAAAGGCAACGGCUGAUAAGACUAUUGCCGUAUACUUAAGGGAUGUCGAAGCGGAGCUAAGGGAGGCCUCCGACCGGGAAAAACGAAGUAAUGAUUUGGCCAAUUGCCAGGACCAGAGGGAGACUCUUAAAGAAAUCCAUGCCCGAGGAUUCGACCUCACUGAAGAAAUAGUCCAAGCAAAGGUGCUGGAAACCGAUGCUAGGUUUCUCGUUUCUUCUGAUGAUGAAGAUUCCAUUAGUGGUUCCGAGGGCGGGGAAGAAGAAGAUGGAGUCCCCGAGGAGGAGGUUCCUGAAGAUGUGACUCUCGAGGAUGCAACUCCCGAAGAUGUGGUUCCCGGGGAUGCGGCCCCCAAAGUAGAUUAG